Messenger RNA from Penicillium argentinense, 3477 nucleotides. RefSeq lists its product as uncharacterized. The record is from RefSeq and is a predicted model, not a curated record. Bases 1 to 3477 code for a protein of 1158 amino acids. NCBI's taxonomy places the organism in Eukaryota, Fungi, Ascomycota, Eurotiomycetes, Eurotiales, Aspergillaceae. The transcript is spliced from 3 exons. Gene Ontology annotation, molecular function: protein binding.
AUGGAUCCUCUUUCGGGCGCGGCAAGUGUUAUCGCAGUUGUCCAAUUAACCGGGACCAUCGUCCAAAUUUGUGGAAAAUACCUCAGCAGCGUCAAGAAUGCGAAGCAGGAUAUUCAGCGUUUUCAAGAGAAGACCAUUGCCCUUGCCCAAGUUCUCCAGUCUCUCAACGGGCUUCUUUGCGGAUCCAGUGGCACAAAACUUACUGCCACCCAAGAUCUGAUUGACAAUAUUACUACGUGCUCUUCAACCCUUACAAAAUUGAAGGAGAGAAUCGACCCGGAAACGACGCAAAGACGAAUGAGAAAAUGGGGACUUAGAGCCUUCAAAUGGCCGCUGAAACGGUCGGAGGUAGACGGUUUCAUUGGUGAGAUUGAGUGGUACAAAACAACGUUUAGUUUGUCCUUGCAGGUUGAUCAAACGAGAACCAUCAAUCUGAUCGGCCAAAAGAUAGACCUUGGCAGACUACAGACUGCAAAAGGUGCAGCAUUUGACUCCUACGACAAUCAACAUGGUGAAUGCCUCCCGGGAACCAGAAUUGAUGUGCUUCGAGAAAUCGAAGAGUGGACAAAAACGCCGCAUGGAAAAUGCAUAUUCUGGUUGAACGGCAUGGCAGGGACAGGGAAAUCAACAAUCUCCCGAACAGUUGCAACCCGUCUUAAAGAGCAGCAGCUUCUCGGGGCGAGCUUCUUCUUCAAGAGAGGUGAAGAGGACCGGGGAACAGCAAAGAAGCUUUUCCCGACAUUGAUCGAGCAACUGGUCGUCGGCAUACCUCGAAUGCAGCCUGAAGUUCAAAAGGCGAUUGACGACGACCCUAAUAUUUCAGAAAAGGUGUUGAGAGAACAAUUUGAAAAGCUUCUGUUAGACCCACUGCUUGAACUUAAGCAGUGCGAAGACACCACAACCAGAGUGAUCGUGAUAGAUGCUCUAGAUGAAUGCGAUUCGGAAGACGAUAUAGGGGUUAUUCUCCGGCUCUUGCCCCAAGUUCAAAAGCUCACAUCCGUGCAACUCCGGUUUUUGUUGACGAGCAGACCUGAGUUGCCGAUAAGGCUGGGCUUCGAGGAGAUCACCGGUGCCUAUCGGGAUCUCGUCCUCCACGAGAUCAAUAAAUCGGCGAUAGAACACGACAUAUCCUUGUAUUUCGAGGAUGAGUUACUCCACCUAAAACAGAGGCACUCAUUUCCACCAGACUGGCCCGGAGACGCAGCUACUAGGGAAUUAGUUAACAGAGCAGUUCCUUUAUUCAUUGCAGCUGCUACCUUAUGUCGUUUCAUCAGUGAUGUAAACUGGAACCCUCAAAAGCGACUUGAAGCGAUAUUGACAGACCGGUCAACCUACGUGUCCAAGAUGGACAGCACAUAUAUUCCCGUGCUAAAGCAACUUCUCAUUGGCCAGAAUGAAAGGGAGUCGCAGCAAUUACUCGAAGAGUUCAAGGAGAUAGUCGGGGCUAUCAUCGUGCUUGCCACUCCGCUCUCGAUCAGUUCCCUCAGCAAGCUGCUGGACAGAGAACUUGACGAUCUUUACGCCUCCGGACUUAUUUUUGCUCCCAAGAACUCAACGAUCAAAAGGAAAUUUCAAAGUGAGUUGGCUCGUUGGGACCAAUUGCCUAGGGUUGAGGAGAAUUGGAGCGCCGAACAACAAAUCCUCGAGGGUCAUUCCGGAUGGGUUCAGUCCGUGGCCUUCUCACCCGACGGUCAACUACUGGCCUCUGGCUCCUUUGAUAAGACCAUCCGGCUCUGGGAUCCUAGCACGGGCGAGCUACGUCAGACCCUUGAGGGCCAUUCCGGUUUGGUUUGUUCCGUGUCCUUCUCACCCGACGGUCUGCACCUUGCCUCUGGCUCUAGUGACAAGACCGUCCGGCUCUGGGAUGUCAAUACGGGCGAGCUACUUCAGACCCUCAAGGGCCAUUCCGAUUAUGUUCAGUCUGUGUCCUUCUCACCCGACGGUCAGCUACUAGCCUCUAGCUCUAGUGACAAGACCAUCCGGCUCUGGGAUGCGAGCACGGGUGAGCCACGUCAGACCCUCAAGGGCCAUUCCGAUUAUGUUCAGUCUGUGUCCUUCUCACCCGACGGUCAGCUACUAGCCUCUAGCUCGAGUGACAAGACCAUUCGGCUCUGGGAUGCGAGCACGGGUGAGUUCCGGCAGACCCUCGAGGGCCAUUCCGGUUCGGUUCAGUCCGUGGCCUUCUCACCCGAUAAUCGGCUACUGGCCUCUGCCUCCUUUGACAAGACUAUCCGGCUUUGGGAUGCCAGAACGGGCGAGUUAUGGCUUACUCUCAAUGGUCAUUCUAAUUCGGUUUGGUCUGUGGCCUUCUCACCCGACGGUCGGUUAUUGGCUUCUAGUUCUAAUGACCAGACCGUCAGGCUCUGGGAUACUAUCACGGGUGAGCUACGCCAGACCCUUGAGGGCCAUUCUGAUUUCGUUCAGUCCGUGGCCUUCGCGCCCGAUGAUCAGCUACUAGCCUCUACCUCUAGUGACAAGACUAUCCGACUCUGGGAUACUAUCACGGGCGAGCUAUCUCAGACGCUUGAGGGUCAUUCUGAUUCAGUUCAGUCCGUAGCCUUCUCACCCGAUAAUCGGCUACUGGCCUCUGCCUCCUUUGACAAGACUAUCCGGCUUUGGGAUGCCAGAACGGGCGAGUUAUGGCUUACUCUCAAUGGUCAUUCUAAUUCGGUUUGGUCCGUGGCCUUCUCGCCCAAUGGUCAGCUACUGGCCUUUGGCUCCUAUGACAAUACCGUCCAGCUCUGGGAUACCAGCACGGGCGAAGUACGCCAGACAUUUAAAGGCCAUUCCGGUUUGGUCCAGUCCGUGGCCUUCUCACCCGACGGUCAGCUGCUAGCCUCUAGCUCCUUCGAUAAGACCAUCCGGCUCUGGGGCGCUAGCAGCGAUAUACGACAGAUCCUCGAGGGCCAUUCCGGUUUGGUUUGGUCUAUCGCCUUCUCACCCAAUGGUCAGCUACUAGCCUCUGCCUCCUUUGACAAGACCGUCCGGCUUUGGGAUGCCAGAACGGGCGAGCUACGUCAAACGCUCAAGGGUCAUUCUGACUCCGUUCAGUCCGUGGCCUUCUCGCCCCACGGUCAGCUACUAGCCUCUACCUCUAGUGACAAGACUAUCCGGCUCUGGGAUACUAUCACGGGCGAGAUAUCUCAGACGCUUGAGGGUCAUUCUGAUUCGGUUCAGUCCGUGGCCUUCUCGCCCGACGGUCAGAUGAUGGCCUCUGGCUCCUUUGACAAGACUAUCCGGCUGUGGGAUGCUAGCACGGGCGAGCUACGACAAACCCUCGAGGGCCAUUCCGAUUGGGUUUGGUCUGAAGCCAAAGUUGGGUUAUCUAUUCUAGACAAGCAGUGGGUCUUCUUUCGGGGUAAGAGGGUUUUAUGGCUUCCUCCGGACUUUCGCCCAAGUUGUUUAGCAUUCAGAGCCGGCAUCCUAGCUCUCGGUCAUGUAUCUGGAGGAGUUUCCUUCAUAUCGAGUUUUGUUUAA